Molecule: messenger RNA, 786 nt
Organism: Anthostomella pinea
Lineage: Eukaryota; Fungi; Ascomycota; Sordariomycetes; Xylariales; Xylariaceae
Source: the annotation of a GenBank genome assembly
AUGGAGACAGUCCAGAAGACCAAGAAGCGCAAAAAGAGCGCUUCUGUGGACGGCACGCAGACCGAGUCCUCACACCUGUCUCAUCGUCACUGCUGUACGGAACCUGAGCUGGAGUUCGUGCUCACUUGGCUUGACGAAAUUUCCACACGCCGUGCUAUAGCGAAACGUUUUCGAAAAGGAAGGUCGAUACGAUUGAAAGAGCGUUCGAAGAAGAAAUCCAUCGAGUCGGCACCAGACGUAUCUUUUAAGGGAGGUUUGAAGGAGUUGACUGCACCAAGCUCUAAGCUGCCAUCCGACAUGGGGCGGACGAGGGCAUCCACUGAGGCCGGUACCGAAGCUACAGAGGGUAGCAAGUCUGUAUCCCUCAUCAAGCUGGGACUUUACCAGAAGGAACAUCUGAAUCGGAACAAUAUCAUAUACGCCGGGCACAAAAAAGGAUUUUCUGGAGAGGCCAAUUCGAUAAUAAACAAGAUAAAAGUCUUUGCAGAGACGAAGAACGACGAUGACAUCUCUGCAUCUUUCCGGAAGUUAGUUGUUGCCCAGCACAUUGGGUUAACCAAUGAGGGUAAUACCGUCCGGAAACUCAAGGAAAUCCUGUUCAUUCGUCCGCCGAAGGAGCAUAUUGCGGAACUCGAAAACACUUUCUACAGCAGAGACCUGGUCCCCAGCAAAGACGAUCUUCACAGAGUGUCGAUCCCAAAGCCCGACAUGACUUUUGGUUAUGACAAUCAGAACCAGAAAUCUUUUCCGAUCAGCAGAAUGAAGCGACGGGGUGGCCAGAGAUAA